Fusarium sp. VM40 is the source of this 1044-nucleotide messenger RNA. The record is from the annotation of a GenBank genome assembly. NCBI's taxonomy places the organism in Eukaryota, Fungi, Ascomycota, Sordariomycetes, Hypocreales, Nectriaceae.
AUGGCAGCUCAACACACGGUUUUCCGUUUGAAGCAUCGAAAUGGCUUCGACGGCCUUUAUCAGCAGCAAGAAGACAUCCCCAAGGUUACCAAGCAUGAGGUGCUUAUCAAGGUCCGCGCCGUGUCAUUGAACUUUCGCGACAUUGCCAUUAUUACAUCGAAAUAUCCAUUCCCAGUUACUGACAACGUUGUGCCAUGUUCCGACAUGGCGGGCGACAUUGAGGAGAUUGGCGAUUGUGUGAAGGGGCUGAGUGUUGGGGACAAGGCAGUCGCAUCAUUCGACAUCACCAACUUUUAUGGUCCGCAACGCGACUGGGACAACGGACAGGGAGGCCCAAUCGACGGUGUGCUUAGGCAAUAUGUGGUUUUGCCUGCCUCAGCUGUAGUCAAGGUCCCCUCGGAUGCUCCUCAGACCUACUCUCAAUUGGCAUCUGUGGUUUGCACGGGCACCACCGUCUGGAAUUCUCUGUAUGGGAACCUGCCUUUACGCCCAGGACAUGUUGUAUUGUGCCAAGGUACCGGCGGUGUCUCAAUUACUGCUACCAUCCUCGCGAAGGCAGCAGGUGCUACGGUCAUUAUCACGUCUUCCAGUGAUGAGAAGUUAAAGCUUGCUAAGACAAAGUUCGGAGCCGACCAUGGGAUCAACUACAAGACCUCACCUGAUUGGGCAGCCGAGGCACUGGAACUGACUGGGGGAAGGGGCGUUGACUUCAUCAUGGAGAAUGGAGGCUCUGGCACAAUUGCACAAAGCCUCAAGGCAAUUACUUAUGGUGGCAUAAUUAAUGUCAUUGGUUUCCUAUCCGAGGCCGCACAGGAAGACAUGCCAGAUGUUGCUGGCCUUGCUCUUUCGAAGGGAGCAGUUGUCCGUGGUAUCAUGGUCGGGUCUAAACAGCUUCUCGAAGAAGCUGUCACGUUCAUCUCUAAGAAAAAGCUCAAACUUCCUGUCGAGAAGGAGUUCCAAUUCACCCUGGAAGGUGUGAAGAAUGCAUAUGAGUACUUGGUCUCGGGCCAGCAUAUUGGCAAAGUCUGUAUUAGUUUAGACUAA